Messenger RNA from Aspergillus bombycis, 309 nucleotides. RefSeq lists its product as uncharacterized. The transcript has 3 exons. Bases 1 to 309 code for a protein of 102 amino acids. Lineage: Eukaryota; Fungi; Ascomycota; Eurotiomycetes; Eurotiales; Aspergillaceae. The record is from RefSeq and is a predicted model, not a curated record.
AUGAAGCCCUUGUUAUCACGAUUUUUGCGUAGUGGAGCAGGGUUGCAACGGCAUCCUCCGACUGGCGAUGCCGAGAGGGGUGGCAUUAGUGGGGCAUCGGCAGUCAUCGGCCGUGGCAUCGCAGAUGAACUCUGCACUUUGUAUGGGCUGAAAUUGACAAAAAGCAAUGUGAUGUUCGUAGAGAGAAGUCGGAAACAAUCGGGAACCCGCGUGAAGCGCAAGGGAUUCGAAAUCGACUUCGUCCAGUUCGCUUGGCUCUUGGGUCUUUCUUUGCUGGAUCCACCAUUGGCUGUCAUUACGCAGUAUUGA